Messenger RNA from Meleagris gallopavo (turkey), 3016 nucleotides. NCBI's taxonomy places the organism in Eukaryota, Metazoa, Chordata, Aves, Galliformes, Phasianidae. The record is from RefSeq and is a predicted model, not a curated record.
ACUGUGGGGACAAUGUCACACCAAAGCCCAGCCACGCAAUCACGGGAUCACACGGGCGUUUCACCCCACGGCACGGAGCAGGGAGAGGCGGCAGCUGGGCCUGGGGAAGGCUUCUUCCAGGAGGGAAGGUUACGUAAGGUUACGCUUAAUCACAGGACGCAAAGCAGCAACUCGUUACCAAGUUUCUCCGUAAGUUCUGUCCUUCAGCUUCUUCUCAAGCAUUCAGUGGCUGCUGUAGCUUCCUGCCUUAGGGACCAGGAGAGAAUGCUCCAAUGGAGAGGUUCCAGAAGUUCGUUUUACUUCCUUUCAUCUUAGCUACCUCGUUCACAGCUCUUGGCUUUUGUUAUUCUAUUCUGGACGGCCCUGCUAAUGCUACAGUCCUUGCUGGUUCAGAAGCCCGGUUUAAUUGCACAGUGGCGAAUGGAUGGACAAUUCUCAUUUGGUUGUUGAAUGCAAAUCCUGUCCUCACUGUCAUUAAUUCUCAUGGACCUAUUGAAACGUCAGAUCGCUUCACCUCUCAUAGUUACAACAACAGUCAAAGUUUCACCUCAGAGCUGAUCGUCCACAACACUCAGCUAAAUGACUCUGGAAAAAUUGAGUGCAGCAUCCAGAAGCUUGAUGGUAGCAGCUUUGCCUUUCUUUCUGUGCAAGUUAAUGGAUCUUUACUCAUGAAAAACAGCACCUUAAUAGUUAAAGAGAACACAACAGUUGAAGUUGUUUGUGAAGCCUUAGGAUGGGCUCCAGCUCCAGAAAUUACCUGGAUGACAAAUGACUCUCUCAUUGAUAAGUCCAGGUAUGUUACCCAGCAAAGUCAAGGAUCUAACAGCCUCCACAAUGCCCUGAGUGUCCUGACUUUGACUCCAAUGAACACUGAGAUUUUGACAUGUUUAGCUGAUAUAGAAGCACUCCCUAACCCUCAGAAUGCGACCAUAGCAGUUAUUGUUGGCAACUCUACUCUAGACGGCAGUUACAGUGAAGACAGCACAAGCACGUGGGUUAUUGCACUAGCAGUUGUGUUUUCAAUUGUUGGUUUUAUUCUUCUGAUAAUUCUUAUUUGGGUUGUCGUGCGCUGCUGCUGCCUAAAGAAAGGAUCCACAUAUGAAAAUGAAGUGAGGAAAAUUUCAAUUAAGAAGAAAACAGAUGAGCAUUUGGGAAACAGACAAAGGAGCGGUAGCAAAAAUCAGGGAUAUGUUCCAGAGGAACCACAUUACACAGGACAAAUCCCAACAGUUGUUUCUCUUCCUCCAAUGUCUACAAAGUUCACUGUCCCUCAUCCAGAUUUACAUACCAGUUCUGCACCAAAGUUGCCAGACCUGAGGAAGAAUGGAUAUGAGAUGGAGGCGCAGAUGAAUGGACGACCUCAAAGACAUACCGAUUAUCCAGUCAACCCAAAGAAAAUUAGAAAUGUGACACAUGUUUAAGAUGGACUUCUGAAAAUUCUUACCUGAGUUGCAUUUUAUGGAUUUGAAUGGCUUCCUGUGACAGGGAAAGGUCACCACCAGUUCUCUCAAUUUAAGCUAUAAGUUAUUAUGUUUUUGUUUAUUUCUCUUGUUAUGAAAUAAAAUUGCAACCUUUACCAAUGUAGUAUUUGAUAGCUCAGCAAAAUAAUGGAUGCAAAUGACUACCUUAAAUUCAGAGACAACAAAUAUGAUGAGAAUCUACAAGAACAAGAAUGUAUCGUUUCGAUUUCAAGAAAAUCAACAAAACUCCUACUAGACAGAAAUGUCCAGCUAUCCACAGCGAGGUGAAGGACUGGAACUGCUGGUGAUUAAGUAGUUUAGAGGAACUGGUUAAUAAUAAUACUGGUUAAUGCAAUAUCUACUGCAUUUUAAAAAAAAAUACAGCUGAUUAUCUCAAGCUCAUAGUACUUUUCAAUUUAUGUUCUGUAAUAAAAUCAAGGGGAGUUUUGACAGAAAGCAAAAAUCUUAAGCUGAAAAAUGUGGAUUUCAAAUGACUGAUUUUUAAGAGCUGUUGAUUCAGUGCUUAAUGUCUCUGAUCUGUUUGGGAAUGAGUUUGGCAGAUAAAUUAUGUGGAUCACAGUAAAGGAUGGCUGAUGGUGUUCACCCUGUCAUUCCAUCAUGGAUAGAGUUGAUAAUGACCAGGAGAAACACAUUUUAGCUGAGCAAUCCAGCCAAUAGAUCAGGUCCUGCAGAAGGACCUUAUAUAUACCUUCUCAAUCUAAAAAGUACACUUUCCAGCUGGAGUGUUUUAUGUGAAAUUCUGUAUUUCAUAAAAGAAAUGCUUAAGCAAUUUUAUUUUUAUACAAAGGCAAACUUCUUCCAUUGCCCUUGUCUUUUUACCCACUCAAGGCAUUCUGAACUAUUCAGUGUUUUGCAUGUUAAUUUUCUGCAUGAACCUAUGCAGGUGAUCUUUGAGUAAAGACGCUGUUGCACAAAAAUACUUUCAGUGUUAAUCAGUGCAAUGAAAAUAAGAAAUUUGAAACUUGAUCUCAGGAAAAAAAAUAUUGUUUUGUUUGUUUAGCAGUUAGGAUCUCAUUAAAUUGUGACAGAUUUUGCAUUGCUGGUCAUAUUUCCAGUCAGUCUGUCAGAACUAGUGCUGGGACUAAUUCAUCUUCUGCCAUAUGUAAUCGUAUACAAAGCUCUUUCAGAUUCUGGCAGCCUCCACUCUUUCUGUCUUGUCUGGUUGAAGAAGGAACUUUGAAAUGCAUUCUCUUUGAAUGGAAUUGUAGCAAAAACAUGGUAUAUAAAUAACUAUGGUGUUAUACAGAGAAAAUAUAAUUUGUGAAAAUGUAGGUAUUUGUGGAAUAUCUUUGUUUUUUCUUUGAAUAACUAUGCAUUGGGAGAAAGAUCUGCCUUAUUCUGGUAUGAGUAUUGGUACUGCUGACAUCUCCUAGUUGAUAAUGCAGCUCAGUGCAACCUGAAAACCAAUAAAAAUCCACUUUAUUACUGAAAUGCCCACUGCACAAAACAGAUAGGCUGAGGGUAACAUCAGCCUGUGCCUUUGGGUAAAAUCCAUGGACCUUUGGCUUUCUGAGCACAUGCAUGGUUAGCAAGCC